This is a messenger RNA of Benincasa hispida (wax gourd), 678 nucleotides long. RefSeq lists its product as uncharacterized. The record is from RefSeq and is a predicted model, not a curated record. NCBI's taxonomy places the organism in Eukaryota, Viridiplantae, Streptophyta, Magnoliopsida, Cucurbitales, Cucurbitaceae. Gene Ontology annotation, cellular component: cytoplasm. Gene Ontology annotation, biological process: protein ubiquitination. Gene Ontology annotation, molecular function: ubiquitin protein ligase activity.
AUGGCCGCCGCCGCCGCCAACAACAACUCCGGCCUCCAUUGCGAGGUUUGGCAGCCCCAAGAUUUCUCUGAAACUCCCUCCUCCUCUUCUUCUUCUUCUCAAUCUCAACCCCCUGAAUUCUUCAUCGAUUUCUACGUUUCCUCUUACGCAACACAAGGCGACGAAAUCAUCAGCACGCUUCGUUACAAGAAUUUCCGCCAAAGAUGUGACGUUCUAACUCAGGAUUCCUUCUCUUGGUCUGCAAUUUCCUCUAUGCUUUCCGAAACCAAUGUCCCUUAUCAUCUUCAACCCUUUUUCAUUCACCAAAUUUCUAUUAGGGCUCGGGGAAUCGCUACCGAACCGAUUAACGCUCUCUCCCGCACCAUUCCCAUGGUCGUCGAGCUCAUGCUCCCCGAGGAAGCCAUGGAGGAUUCCAGUUAUGGGUCCGAUACCCACAUGGGAAUUGUGUCGGGUCGGGCCAGUAGGGCUUCGAUUCAGGACAUGGAGAGAGUUGAAAUUGAUGGGGUUUUGAGUGAUUGUGUUAUCUGUUUGGAUGAGAUUGUUUCAAUUGGGUAUGAAAUAGAUGCAGUUCGAAUGCCUUGUUUACAUGUUUAUCAUCGAAAUUGUAUUCACAAAUGGCUAGAAUUCAGCAACCGUUGCCCUUUGUGUCGGUUUCAGAUGCCAUUGGAAGAGGAAUGA